UCCAACUCCUCGGGGCCUUGCCAAGAGGUUGCCUGGUUGAAACCCCUUCAUUCAUACUUCAUCCAUCUGUCCAGUUGCUCAGCCUCAACUUCCAUUCGUUUUAACAAGUGAAGGGCUGGCUCUUUUCACUUCUUAUCUACACUGACCCUAGUCGCUUCGCUUGAUCCACGCAAAUAUCCAAGAUGCUGAGAGGUAGAUUCGGCGAAAAGAAAGCUUCGGGAAGCUCUCCAAAAACCUCCCCUAGGCUGGCCGGUCCAGCUACCGUGAAGUUAUUGGUCGGUCCAGACAGCCAGGAAUUCCUGGUUCCGAGAGACAUUCUAGCAUCAUGCUCGUAUUUCCGGCAGCAUCUAGACACGGCACGCAUCGAGUUUGAGAAGGGUCAACCUCAUCUCGUUAUGAUCUUGGAGGACCAAUGUCCGGACACAUUCGAACUGUUCGCGUACUGGUUAAACGGGCGCAAGAACUUCGAUAAAUUCAUCGAUGCUGCUGAGGCCAGUAAUUCCUGCAAAGAGCUCCAUUGGGAUCUCGUCAACCUACACCUAUUCGCUGCACAGAUCGACAUACCCGCCCUACAAGACUGUACCAUGGACGCUAUACAAGACGUAUACCUUCGGUGCAAUUGGGACAUUAACCCGAAGCUCAUCAACUACGUUUACAAGGCAACCGACCCGCAAGAGAGCUGCCGGCUGCGGAAAUGGAUCGUCGCGAUGACAGCUUGGACACUCGGUGGCGUAGUGGCAACUGAGAUGUCGAACAACAUUCAGCGCCUUUUCGACCAGUGCCCCGACUUUUGGGCCGAAUACCAUAGUCACACGCGCAAGAUGGCCCAGACCGGGCUAGAGGGCCACUUCAAGAACCCCCAACUUAGGUUGCCUUCCAACAACCUCCGAAACGAGGAAAGACAGUUCGGUUUUCGACAAUGUUCGUUCCAUACCCACCGGUCGACCGUCGGCCAAGGCAGAUGUCCGCAUGCCACUUCCUUCUCGCCCCUCGCACCGUCACCGUACACAGAGGGCUACGCCGAGUCCGAUUCAGAGCGUGGCGAAUCGAGGUUUGGAUCACGGAUGGUUUCUCCGUGCAGUGAUACGAUCCCCGAGUCUGACCUAGAGACCUUUUGAUGGCCACCCAUAAUCAAUAUCGCCUGCUCCAAUUUCACGGGCUAAUAUUUAUUGGCCGUUGUGCCAUGCUAUAUGGGAAGGGGUCCCGAUAUUUGAGAUACAUGAGGCGUGAUGGCUGCUACAACCUCUUAAGUAAAACAUCCCCUAGUUCCCCGAUGAAGGAGCUAGAGCAAAAUCCUCAGCAGCCUAGCGACUUCAACAUUAUGAUCGGAGGUUGAGAAGAGUAUAGAAUAUAUCCGAUUUACAAAUGUAUACUUAUAUGGAUAUACUCCUGUAGGCAUUUAUCUCUCUGUAAUGCAUAAUUAUAAUACAUCAAAUUUAGUAUCUAGUUUCCUAUU
Messenger RNA from Annulohypoxylon maeteangense, 1456 nucleotides. RefSeq lists its product as uncharacterized. The transcript is spliced from 2 exons. Lineage: Eukaryota; Fungi; Ascomycota; Sordariomycetes; Xylariales; Hypoxylaceae. The record is from RefSeq and is a predicted model, not a curated record. Bases 183 to 1118 code for a protein of 311 amino acids.